Messenger RNA from Vicia villosa (hairy vetch), 1359 nucleotides. RefSeq lists its product as uncharacterized. Bases 1 to 1359 code for a protein of 452 amino acids. NCBI's taxonomy places the organism in Eukaryota, Viridiplantae, Streptophyta, Magnoliopsida, Fabales, Fabaceae. The transcript has 2 exons. The record is from RefSeq and is a predicted model, not a curated record.
AUGGAAAUCAAAGUUCAUAAACAAUUUUGCCUAAGUUUCAGGGAAGUGCCUACAUCCUUGAAGAUUCUUUGUGAUAAUGUUUCUGGUACUCUUGAGCUUUUUGGGCCUCUCAAAAAACCAAUUAGCCUGGUACGAACUAAAGUGGAUGAAGUCCUCCUCAACACUAUGAUCAGGUUCUAUGAUCCUUUCCUUCAUUGCUUUACUUAUAAAGACUUUAAGCUGGUUCCCACAUUAGAGGAAUUUGAAUCCAUACUAGGAUUACUAGUACUUGAUCAGAUUCCCUACACUGGCGAAAAAGAGAUUCCUAAGUUAGAAGAUGUUGCUGCUGCAUUGCAUUUACCUCUGUCAGAAAUAAAAAAGGUUUGGUUAAGCAAAGGAGAGUAUUCUGGAUUACCUAUUGGCUUCUUGUAUAGUAAAGCUGAAAUUAUGAUUAAGGCUACAAGUAUGGAUGCUCUUGAAAAGGUCCUCGCUCUUCUGAUCUACGGGCAAGUCCUAUUCCCUCGUUAUGACAAAAUCAUUGAUGUGAUUGCUAUUAAGAUCUUCAUCGGUAAUAACCCCGUUCCUACCUUAUUGGGUAACUUAUUGCAUUCCAUCCAUUGUCGAUCAUCUAAAGGAAAAGGUUGUAUUCUUGGAUGCGCACCUCUAUUCCAUAAGUGGUUUAUUUCGCACUUAUCCCGUUCCACAAUAAAGAACGAAGAGGGUUUGACUAGGGUUCAGAGAAUUAUUAAGCUUUCUUACGACGACAUCAGCUGGAAUCAAAAGGAGUUUGAGGGAGUCCAAUUGUUUGAUCGUUGCGGAGAAUUCCCUAAUGUACCUCUUCUUGAUACAGUUGGGAAGAAAAUGCUUUUCAUUAGAGCUUGGUCUAAAAUAAAGAAAGUCGGCAUAAGAGAGUUGGGAAACAAGAAUUACAUCCCUUCAGAUCUCUAUUUCAGAUGGAUUUACGACCGAGUUGUUGAAUUUGGGAUACCAUACCCAUCUAAUACACCUGUGGUCCCAAGGAUUACUCUCCCUGUUGUUCCAAUUGUGUUUGAACCGUAUGUUCCUUCUCCGAAUGAAGACCUUAACGUAACCGUCAACCAAUUGAAGAGAGAAAGGGAUGACUACAAGAGACGCUUGCAAAAGGUUGAGGCUGAAAAAGAAGUACUGAUAGCAGAUGCUAAAGAGAAAGAGGAUUUGCUUGACUACUUUUCCCGCAAGUGGAAGAUCGAAGAUUUUGUCUCCCCAGAUCAGAUUAACUCAUGGGAGCAAGAGAUUUCCAGACUCGUGCAGCAACAAGAAGAAAUGAUCAAGGCCCACAAGGAAGAAGUCAGAGUUCUGAAGAGGAAACGGCGCCAAGAAGACAAAGACCCUAGAAUUUAG